GCAGGCUUCAAGUUGCUCUGGUCGCAGCCUGUACAGGCAUGAGGCUGUGUGCACUGCUGGUCGUGCUGGCUGGUGUACACUUGGUGGCUCCAGGGCCUACGGGCUGGCGGCUGCCGGGCAGAAGUCCCCGGUUUGAGCGUCCUGGGGAUGUGGUGCUGGGCGGCAGCUUCUCUAUUCUGCACUUCCACAGUGUUGCCCAGCUGGACUUCGUGGUGCCACCCUCGGGGCUGCCUGCUUCACGCGUGUCCAGAUGGGGCUACCGGGUGGCCCAGUGCUUCGUCUUUGCUGUCGAGGAGAUCAACAGGAACCCUCACCUGCUGCCCAACCUGACUCUGGGCUUCUCCAUCCGCAACUCCGGGGACUCAGUUCAUGGGGCCCUGCAUGAGACCAUGUCCUUCCUCACCGGGCAGGAGGACCCCGUCCCCAACUAUGUGUGCCAGUCUGGUCCACCCCGGGCCGCCUUGGUGGGGGACACGCGAUCGGCCCUGUCUGUGGCCAUGGCCAGGCUCCUGGGGCUCUACAAGUUUCCCCAGGUCAGUUACUCAUCCACACUGCCCAGCCUCAGUGACAAGACCCAGUUCCCAUCCUUUCUGCGUACCCGUGCCAGUGACCUCACAUCCUCCCAUGCCAUCACCCAGCUGGUGCUGCACUUGGGAUGGUCCUGGGUAGGCAUUCUGGCCCAGGAUGAUGACUUUGGGCAGCAGGCCGGCACUCUGGCCACCCAGGAGCUGGGCCAGGCAGGUGUUUGCAUUGAGUUUCACCUGCAUGUCCCUUCCCUUCAGUCCAUGGAGAAGAUUGAUGCCAUUGUGUGGAAGAUGGAGAAGAGCACGGCCACAGGGGUCCUGGUCUUCCUGAGUAACUCCAAUAUUCAACUCAUCCUGCAGAGGCUGGUAGGCUUCUGUGUCCUUGGCCAGGUCUGGGUCAGCGAGGGCCUCUUGUACACAGUGAUUGCCCUGGCCACACCGGGUGCCUCCUGGGUUCUUCAGGGUGCAUUUGGUCUUAUGUUGCAGAGUGGCCGGGCACAUGGAUUUCCCAAGUUCUUCGCCCGCCUGCACCCCAGCCAGACCCCAGAGGACAUGUUCCUGGGGAGGUUCUGGGAAGCCACCUUUGGGUGCAGGUGGCCACAUGAUAAUGACACUGUGGCAAGGGAUGUGCGGCUCUGCUCAGGUCAUGAGAGUCUGAGAGGCCACGAGUAUCCUUUCCAAGACAUAAGUAGAGUGGACGCCGCAUACCCCGCCGUCUACAGCGUUGCCCAUGCCCUGCAGGACAUGGUAUCCUGUGAGCAGGGGGAUAAGGCAUGUGAAGAUCCUAGGCACUUCCAGCCCUGGCAGCUCCUUCACCCCCUCAGAAAGGUGCGCUUCCAGACCCCCGAUGGGACCCACAUCAUGUUCGAUGCCAACGGAGAUUUGGUGACAAAGUUCGACAUUCUCCAAAGCCAGCAGAGCCCUGAGGGCCAGUUCCACUUUGUCCACAUUGGCAGGAUGGAGCCUCAUCGCUCUCCAGAGGACAGAAUGAUGAUUUUCUUGAAGGAUGAUGUUCAGGUGCCUAGCUCUGUCUGCGGCACCAGCUGUGAACCAGGAUUCAGCCAGAUCGCCCGAGAGGGAGCCCCCCACUGCUGCUUUGAGUGCCGGCCCUGCUCAGAGGGACAGUUUGCAGACCAGAGAGACAUGCAGAGCUGUCGCCAGUGUCCCGAGGAGCUGUACCCCAGCCAGACCAGAGACCGCUGCCUUCCCAGGACAGAGACCUUCCUGGCCUUUGAUGAGCCCCUGGGCCUUGCGCUGACAUUGGUGGUGCUGGCGCUGGCCGGCCUGGCAUGCCUGGUCCUCGGGGUGUUCCUGAGGUUCCGGGACACACCCGUGGUCAGGGCCAACAACAGGGCCCUCAGCUACGUGCUCCUGGCCUCCUUGGCCCUCUGUGCCCUGUGCCCUCUGUUGUUCCUGGGUCGCCCCUCACCCACCACCUGCCUCCUCCGCCAGACCACCUUUGCCGUGGUGUUCACUGUGGCCGUGUCCUGUGUCCUCGCCAAGACGCUCACCGUGGUCCUGGCCUUCAGGGUCACUAGGCCAGGACAGAGGGUCCUCAUGUGCCUGAGGCCCAGUGCCUCCUCCUCCAUGGUUUUUGUCUCCUCCUUGAUGCAGGUCAUUCUCUGUGGGGCCUGGCUGGGCACCUCCCCACCAUUCCCACAAAAGGAUGCAACAUCAGAGCCAGGCCACCUCGUGCUCCUGUGUCAGGAGGGCUCUGGGGUCGCCUUCUCCUGCGUGCUGGGCUACCUGGGCCUCCUGGCUGUGGGCACCUUCUCUGUGGCCUUCCUGGCCCGGGACCUGCCAGACACCUUCAACGAGACCAAGUUCCUCACCUUCAGCAUGCUGCUCUUCUGCAGCGUCUGGACGGCCUUCCUUCCCCUGUACCACAGUGCACGGGGCAAGGCCACGGUAGCUGUGGAGGUCUUCUCCAUCUUGGCCUCCACGGCAGGACUGCUGGGUGGCAUCUUCCUCCCCAAGUGCUACCUCAUCCUGCUGAAACCUGAGAGGAACACCCUGUUCGGUCUGAGGCCUGGACCCAGGUCUAAGAGUGGAUGUGGGAGUCUCUUGGGAACGGGAGUCCCUCCAGGCCUUCAUCACAGCACCAGUUGA
Messenger RNA from Fukomys damarensis (Damara mole-rat), 2633 nucleotides. RefSeq names its product extracellular calcium-sensing receptor. The transcript is spliced from 6 exons. Gene Ontology annotation, molecular function: G protein-coupled receptor activity. Gene Ontology annotation, cellular component: membrane. The coding region runs from base 39 to 2633 and encodes 864 amino acids. NCBI's taxonomy places the organism in Eukaryota, Metazoa, Chordata, Mammalia, Rodentia, Bathyergidae. Gene Ontology annotation, biological process: G protein-coupled receptor signaling pathway. The record is from RefSeq and is a predicted model, not a curated record.